Molecule: messenger RNA, 801 nt
Organism: Perkinsus marinus ATCC 50983
Lineage: Eukaryota; Perkinsozoa; Perkinsida; Perkinsidae
Exons: 6
Coding region: 1-801 (266 amino acids)
Source: RefSeq, a predicted model, not a curated record
AUGGCUUCCUCAUUGGUAGAAGCCCCAUCCUCUUCCGUAGAGAGAGUAAAUAAUAAAAUAGCCUCACCCCCUCCUCUUGAUGAUGAUGACGAUGACGAUGAAUUUUCCCGAUUACUAAACGCCCAUAAGAAGGCCCGUGGUGACCCCGGGGGAGCUCCUCGACUGAACCAAAGCUCAACAGUUGGAGGUAUCAGUUCGAGGGCUAUGGGGAAACGGCAGAGGGUAGCCGACUACGGCGAUAUCGAUGGUGUGGGGUCUCGGAGAUACACUAGUGAGAACCCUAGAUAUCGAGGGGGAAGGGCUGGACCACAAGCUCAGAGGGGACCAGCGACCAUGGGUCUGCUACCUCCUCGACCGCUCAGAUUUCCCUUCCCGCCCUACUGUGGUCCUCUAGCCAAACUAGUGUCCAGCGGUCCGCCUCCGCCCCUGCCGGCCGAUGAGAGGUCCCUCAUGAUGAAGGAGUUGGUGACCAGAAUACGCUCCCUAACUGCAGAGAACGAACGCCUAACACGGAUAAUGUCUGAUCAACAACGACUUCUUCAAGAUUUCGGCUGCCCUCCGCCUCUACUUGAGCCGCCCGUAGGUCAUCGAUCUCGAAAUGGUAAGGAGGAAGUGGAAGACCCCACAGAGGCGGCUACCAGAAGUCCUCGGCCGGCUAAGUCAGCAGUGCUCCCACCGUGGAGAUCGUCAUCGAAGAAAGCGUCUACUUCGACGCCCACCGGGUCGCACCCCCCUAUGGACGAGGACCUUCCGAUGGCUCCAGCCAAGGAGGGCUCUACUGGGCGUAGUAGUUCAUCGUGA